Cladocopium goreaui is the source of this 3834-nucleotide messenger RNA. Lineage: Eukaryota; Dinophyceae; Suessiales; Symbiodiniaceae. The record is from the annotation of a GenBank genome assembly.
AUGAAUAGUGUUCCAGAUCUACGCUUUGGAAAACAGAAAAACAUUUCCCGCAAAGACACAUGGAGCGUGGAUUCUUUUCUGAGUCUUCAAUACCAGAAUGUAGCUGAAACGUUACCCGACAGGUUUGUCCGCAGAGGGCGUGCUGCCAAGAAGGAUGAUCCAGAAUUUGAUAUCGUAAGCGGUGUCGAGGAUUCAGAACUGGUUUCGUGGUUGGAGAAGUAUGCCACCUUUUUGCGGGUCUUUAAAGAUCGCUGGCAAGACGUCUUAAAGUUCAGGGAGAAGAAUUUGUUUUCAAGGUGUGAGUUCUGCUACCACCAGACCCAGCAAAUUUCAGACCGCUCCGCCUCUCUGGAGGAAAAGCUGUGCGCCGUCAAGGUGUACAGAGAGCACCUGCAUUCACAGUAUUGUGACAGGACUGUGCAAUGGUCGUUGGAGGAGGCACCAAGGGACCCGUCCAGUGGGAUCCUUACGAUCCUGCUGGAGUUGAACCGACCCAGCCUCCGCAGCUGGAUAGGAAUGAACUCCAAGAUCAACUGCCAAAAGCUUGAUGCCGUGCGAACCUGGCGAGAUCAAUUUCAACAAGCUCAGCGGGUGGGAUACAGUGGAGGGCAUCCCAACAACUUCAACGCAAACUUCCGAGAUCAGUGUAUCAAAGUUGCUGAAGCAGUCCGGAAAAGUUAUGGCCCAGAAUACCGGGAGAGCGUGGACUAUUUGAUUGCCUUGGCCCGGAACAGCCUCUACUUACAAGCCAACCUACAGGCUCUGCCAUGGCAUGCAGUGAUGGGCAGUGAACCGGGGGUUGGGGACCCUGUCAACCGAUUGCACCCGUCAGUGCUAAAUGCACUGGCACCUGCGGGUCUAUCCAAAGACAUGUUGGCCAACCCCUUCCUGAAAGUAGCCAAGCAGCUCUCAACGCCAGUCAAGAAGAAGGAGGAAGUCAAAGGUGAGGACUUCACUCCAACUCCUGUUGCGGCAAAGAAGGAAAUGUAUGACUUCAUGGCGAGCUUUGAAGAGAACACUGAUGGUGACUAUCGCUCUACUUCUCACCCAGCUGAUGCAGUUCCCCAUCUGUUGGCUUCAGCCAAUGCCGAGCACAAUUCUUUGCGAAUCAAAGAGCUGGAUAGUUGGUACCGCCUCUAUGCCGAGAAGACCCCCCACAUCUUCUUCCCUGUCUCACCUAUCUCUUCCCUCUUCGCUUUGGAUGACUACUCCCAACUCUUGGAUAGAAGCAUGGAGAAUGACACCUUGAAGUUGCCCAUCUCGGCCCUGAAGUUCACCCCACCGACAGAUGGGAUGCCUUGCAUCCGGGACUGGGUGACAACUUGGGAGUCAAUGGUGUGCGCUGGAGUGGACUUGGGAAGGGUCGACUUUGGCGAGACGCCACAAGGUGGAAAGAUUACCUUGACAGAGGGGAGCAUCGAUUUGGUCAAAGGCUUUACGAAGGCAUCAGUCAUCGCCUUUGUUUUGCUGAGCCUGGCGGAGUGCGACGUGAACACAGUCAGUGUUGACCAGAACAGAGUGGAGCAGUGCUUCGAAAAUUUAGUGCUCAGCUAUAGAGGAAGCGAAAGGCAGCCACCUCACGUGCUUUCUUUGGCACUGACUUUUAGCCGGGUGAUGCAGGACUAUGCCCAAGAAGGUCGACAUCCAGCUUCGUGGAACACGGAGGAACGUUUGGCCAAUGUGGUCCAGAACUUCAAUUCACAGGAUAGCGUGCUGUCUCGCUGGGCGAUUGAUGAGGAUCGCCAAAAGGCCAUCCUGAACCUUUUGAUUGGGACCUCGGAACAUGCUCGACAGAUCAUAUCCGGCCACUUGGCUUUCCACAAGUGGAAAGAAUGCAGCUUCACAUCAGAGUUGCUCAAGAGCACGCGAUGGUUGCAGAACGCGCUUCCGAAAGGUUGCAAGCACAUUUUCAAAAAAUUGCUCGUCGUGGAUGAGGAGAUUCAAGAAGAGUUUUUGAAGAACCACGUGGCACACUGGAUCCAUGCUACUCGCAAAUCCCGUCCAUCAGCGAAGUCCAAGUUUCGACCCAGCCAGCAGGAAUGGGACAAGCUUGUGUCAUACACAUGCAUCAUGGUCGCUUGCAAGAGGGAGGCCAAGGAGUUCUACAAGGAGGACACCGGAAAGGCUGACGAGGUGGUUACGAAGUUGAACAAUGCUUUCAUGUCCAGGGACUACAUGUCCGAAGUCAUGGCGUGCAUUGACAGUGCUGUUCCGAACUGGAAUGUCCGCCACCUAUCCUUGUGGAGUGAGUUGGUUUGCCCAGAAGUUCCGGAGACCGACACGGUGGAUUUGGAAGCCGUGGAGGAGGCCACUGCAAUUGCUCUCUACCAAGAGGUGAAAUCCAAGUUGUCGCUUGAUGAGACUGCUUGGGCAUCUUACCGGCGACUGUUGACCAAGAAGGCAGCACGAGAUCAUGUUGUCACUGUUCAGCACGCCAAGGCCCAGAACACUAUCGGCUUGGGGAUUGUGGAAUCCUACAUGGAGAAAAAUUGCAGUGUGAACAUGGUGAAAGACCUCGGUACCAUGCCCAAUGUUGAUGCCUGGCUGAAGCAGGCUGCUGCAGAGUUGAAGGUGAAACCUGAACAGCUGUUUGUGGUGGUGCUGACAGAUUACACCAAGCAUGGUUCUGCUGGAUUGAUCAUGGCGCCCUUGUUGGCGGGAACGGCCGGAGGUGGCUCACUUCGCUCUGACUGGAGGCUUAUCGAGAACAAGCUCGAAGAGAACAAGCUGCGAGUCCGAGACAUCCGUGUGGCAGUAGAUAUGCAAGGCAUUCACCGAAAUUCUGAACGGCCUGCAUAUUUUCAGGCGUGGAUCACAGUACCAGAUCUCUACCUCCCUACGAAGGGAACCGCCUAUCGGGCCAACAGGCAUGACGAUCAGCAAGUCAAGCCCGGGGAAGUCAGUGAGAUUUGCUCUGGGGAGUUGUGGCGGCUUCAGGGCCUACCGUUUGACAUGUUGCCAGCUGCACUGUCUGAAGGAGACUUCCGAGUCCCCUCAGCAAAGGCUCAUCUGUGCGCUCAGGACGGUCGAAAAAAUCUCACUGACUUGCAGGAGACUGCACAAUGGCUGGCAGGAGAAGCUGUUACAAGCAGUUUGCUGAAGGCUUUGCUGGGUGAAAACCUCAAGAGGGCUGCUGUCAUCCAUACCACACCUUACUGUGCAAGUGUGGAAAAGGCAUGCUUGAGCCUGAAAGUGCCGAUCCUUUCGGUCACCGAGAGCUCUGUGAACCACAGCUUCACGCUUCUUUCCGUGUCUCAGGGGCUGUUGGAGGAUUGGAAAAAUGCUGUUGGUGGCAUUGGACGGAGCCUCCCGAAGUACCAGAAAGAGCCUACUGAGCAGGACACCAUGGCAGUUGAGGCGGAGGUGCCAACUCUUCACCUCUGCGAGGUCAAGGAUGAGAUGUUGCAGGUACCUAUGACGGUACGCCAGCAAUACUUGCAAGAUCCUGUUCGAUCUUGUGAGUGGAAAGCCAUCUUGAAGGAGUUUGACAGGAAGUGGACUACCGAUACUUCAGCACAGCAGAGCAGCGGUGACAGUGUGCAGCAGAGCAAUGGUUCUGGCAAUCAGGGAUUCAAGUGGGAGGAGAUCUUUGCUGAUGAACCUAGCACCAGAUCAGACCUGGAGUCAAGGUAUGGCACUCCUGCGGCAAGCUUUGCCAUCAACGAGACUUUGUCUGCUUGCAUUGUCGAGGGGCCGCGUUUGUUCUUGGUCUCGUCGGGAGAAGCUGAGUUUGGCACGAAGGAGCCGAUUGUGUGCUACGGAGCCGGGGUGUGGCUUCUUGAUUCCAAAGCGGAGACAUUCCGUCAGGACUGUUUUGUGGAUGAAACAAAUUGA